Molecule: messenger RNA, 1557 nt
Organism: Guillardia theta CCMP2712
Lineage: Eukaryota; Cryptophyceae; Pyrenomonadales; Geminigeraceae
Exons: 21
Coding region: 1-1557 (518 amino acids)
Biological process (GO): proteolysis
Molecular function (GO): aspartic-type endopeptidase activity
Source: RefSeq, a predicted model, not a curated record
AUGAGCCACAAGUUCUGCCCUGCGCUCCUGCUCCUUGUGCACAGCCGCUUGCUGCUGGCGUACGACCCGUUCCAGAAGAAUGUGAACGCGCCUUUCAUCGCAAACUCGACGGACAAGUUUCACCCACUGCAGAGCAUGUCGUUCGCACAUGUCUUGUUUGACGGGUUUGACCUCAAGUACGCGGACACAGCUGACCUGCGAGGAUACAUAGGACAGGCACUAGAGCUGGACAUCGUUCAACUGGGUCACUACUACGCGAGGACCAAGUUUGGGUGUAUCACCAAAUGCGACUCCGCGGACUUCAAUGGCGUCGACGGCAUCUUGGGUCUUGGUAUGCCAGAUGCAGCUCUUGCAUCGAUACCUGAGCCACUGUUCUUUGCAAUCACGGACGACACUGGAGACCCUGUCAGCCAGAGGAUCUUGAGGGACAGAAAGUUCACUUUCGUGGUGGACCGAGAGGCUGGGGAGCUGCAGCUCGGGGCGUAUGAUCACAAAUCAAUUGCCAAGGGAGAUCGUAUGCAUUUCUUCAAGGCGACCUCGACUGCGGAGUACUCGAUCCCUGUGACCUCCAUCAAGUUCGAUGGCCGAGAAUUGCUGGAUUUCGAGACGGAGAUCAACCCCCGCGUCCCAGGGCGAGAGAGCUGGAUACCUGGGAUCUUGGAUAGCGGAACGUCCUGCCUGGUUCUUCCGGACUCGACCUUGAAAGGAGUUUUGCGAGACAAGCCUUUCUCAACGUUUGUUUCCUUGGCUCGCAAUUCAGCUCAGGAUGCAACCAAAAAACUUCCAAUCAUGAUCACCAUCGGGCAUGGCCGGCAGUCCCACACCUUUGAGAUUCCCUUUGAGGAUUGGUGGCUUGACAAGGACAGUCGACCUUGCGUGCAGACAUCUCCCCCAGCCUUCAUGGGCAUUCUGGUGACAUCUGACUGCGUGGCUCCUUUUCUUCUGACUGCUCGAAAGCUCGGAGAUGUCAUCUUCCGCGCCCUCGUCGUUCACUUCGACCUCACCCACCCGACAGGUAAGAAAACACGCAAGAAGCAUAACAAGAAGCAUAACAACAAACACAAAAAGAACUUCAACAAGAAGCAUAACAAUGCACACAACCAGAACCACAACAACAAGAAACAUAACCACCAUCACCUCGACAAACACAAGAACUUGCAUCUUCUGAAAACUUGCAAACAGUCCCUGUUAUCGGCCUUGCGCAAAGAAAUCGCCAGUACAAACCUGUUCGUCCUGGAUUUCGGGAUACCCGAGGGUUUUGACGACGGAUCGCACACAGCCUCUGGGGAGAUCGACAAGGUUCCUCUCGAGACAGGCUUGCAGACGCAGAUCUUCAUCAACGUCUCGAUAGGUGUUCCUCGACAGACAGUGAAGGUUGUGUUGGACACCGGAUCGAGCGUCUUUGCCGUUUUCUGCGACAAGCCUCCAAAGAAAGGGGCGAGGUCAUUCGCGCACAUCUACCUCCCUCACUUUAUCCCCUCCUUCGCCUCGGCCAAGUCGUCGCACCGCUCGCCUACUUCGACAGGUCAUGAUGAUCACACAGCACAUGUAACUUGA